GAGGUGAGUCUUAUUCCUGUUCGCUCUCCUGCCCGUCAACAACAUGGCGAACUGAGCGCUCAGCACCUGCGCUUUUCACAGCUCUGUAUACUUACUUCUCCCCUAGCCUGAUGUACAGUUCCUGAUCAAGAAUCAACCGAUUAGAUUAGAUUUCCGGUGUGUGUUUUGAGGUUGGACCGGUGUAUCGAUGAAACCCUUAGCGGAGCCAUGUAACGAGCAUCAAAAGAAGCGUGGUGAGAAAAGCCCCGGGGAGAUGAUGGCGAGUGACGCGGUACCUGCUGCAAACACAGGAGAGGGUCGAACCCAGAUGAAUGGGUUCUCUGUGCCUCAUGAUGUGAGCAGUCCUGUUUCACAGUCCCAGCAUGCGUCUAGCCUGUCCUCGCCUGUCCAUCAACCACCGGUCAACCUUCCCAGAGGGCAGUGGGGUGGCAAGUAUGAGUUUCUGCUCUCCUGCAUCGGUUACUGCGUUGGCCUGGGAAACGUCUGGAGAUUCCCUUACCUUUGUUACCGGAAUGGUGGAGGUGUGUUUCUCAUCCCUUACUUCAUCAUGCUCUUCUUCACGGGCAUGCCCCUCUUCCUCAUGGAGCUCAGCCUGGGUCAGUACGGAGCCGCAGGCCCCAUCACCGUCUGGAAGUGCUGUCCGCUGCUCAAAGGGAUUGGUAUCGGGAUGCUGUGUGUGUCCACUUUGGUAUGUCUCUACUACAACGUCAUCAUCGCUUGGACGUUUUAUUACCUGGGAAGUUCUUUUCAGAGCCCGCUGCCGUGGUCCUGUUCUGCUAUUGCUAAUGCUGCACUGUGUGGGAACAACACCAACGUCACACAUUCCCUUAGUGCGUCUGAGGUCUUCUGGAAUGAACGUGUCCUGGGCGUGGUCAACAGUCAGGGCUUGGAUGACCCCGGGCCGGUGAGGUGGCCACUUGCUCUGUGUUUGCUGGCCGCCUGGGUCAUCAUUUUCCUCUGCAUACUGAAGGGGAUUCACAGCUCUGGCAAGGUGGUGUACGUGACGGCCACGUUCCCCUACUUUGUCCUGAUCGUUCUGAUCAUCAGAGGGGCCACUUUAGAGGGAUCGCUCCAAGGUGUAGCCUUUUAUCUCACUCCAGUCUGGGAGCGGCUGGCUAACGCACAGGUGUGGAAUGAUGCAGCCUCACAGAUCUUCUACUCACUGGGCAUUGGAGUAGGAGGCCUUCUUUCUAUGGCUUCCUACAAUAAAUUUGACAAUAAUGUCAUCAGGGACACCCUAAUCAUCACCAUAGGCAACUGUGCAACUAGCUUCUUUGCAGGCUUUGCUAUCUUUUCUAUCCUGGGUCACAUGGCCUGGAGGAAGGGUGUGCCUGUGGAACAGGUUGCAGAUACAGGUCCAGGCUUGGCUUUUGUAGCUUAUCCAGAAGCCCUGGCUCUUCUGCCCGGUUCAGUUUUCUGGGCCAUUCUUUUUUUCCUCAUGCUCUUUAUGCUUGGAGUGGACACACUGUUUGGUAAUAUGGAAGGUAUUACCACAGCAGUACUGGAUGAGUUUCCUCAGCUCAGAACCAAUAUGAAGCAGAAGACCAUUUUCUUGGCCUUACUCUGCUUUGGCUUCUACCUCAUGGGCCUGUUACUGGUCACUGAUGGAGGGAUUUACUGGUUCACCCUCAUAGACUCAUUCAGCACCAGUUUUGGUCUCAUCAUCAUCACUCUGUUCAUGUGUCUGGGCAUCUCAUUCUUCUAUGGUGUAAACCAGUUCUGCCAGGACAUAGAGGACAUGAUCCGCCCCUGCCCGUCCUGGUGCACCAAACUGCUGCUCUACUUCAAAGCAUGUUGGGUAUUCUGCACACCCUUCCUGUUACUGUUCAUCCUGACCUACAUCUUCAUCGAGAUGUACAGAACGUCCCUGCAUUACGGCUCGUAUCAGUACCCCACGUGGGGCAAAGGCCUGGGGGUAUGCAUGGGAGUCGUGUGCUGCCUGCAGAUCCCCAUCUGGGCUAUCGUGGCUGUCUGGAAGGAGUCUGGCACCAUGACGGAACGCUUCCAGAAAGCUAUCCGACCGCUGAACUCCUGGCGAGACAACAACCAGAGCAAUGGCAAUCAGGAGCAGAGGGCAGAGCCUGAGAGAGUGGAGGGACCCUACACCGUCAACCUGACCGAUUUGGACUUCACUGCGAUGGCCUGGGAUACGAGUGAAGCGUAACACUGCACCAGUGUGAGGAGGAUGAACUGCACCUUUCUGUUAAAGGGGAUGAAUGUCGAAGCUCACACUGUCUGGGGACCAAAAAUAUGUACUGAAUAUAAAAUGCACGAUCUGUUUAGUGCAUUGACGGUGCCUAUUUCCUUAAAGGAACUCGACAAAGCUGGAAA
Molecule: messenger RNA, 2331 nt
Organism: Ictalurus punctatus (channel catfish)
Lineage: Eukaryota; Metazoa; Chordata; Actinopteri; Siluriformes; Ictaluridae
Gene: slc6a7
Product: solute carrier family 6 member 7
Exons: 15
Coding region: 188-2164 (658 amino acids)
Biological process (GO): sodium ion transmembrane transport
Cellular component (GO): membrane
Molecular function (GO): L-proline transmembrane transporter activity
Source: RefSeq, a predicted model, not a curated record